CCGCCCGUUUGUAGCAUGCCGCCUGCAAAAUAUUUUGGUCAAUGUCCGGUCUCAUCAAGCUAUCACUAGCUGGCAGGAUCAUGCCUCCUACGCCAUGCUCACUGUGUGAGACAGCAAGAGCGCUCGUAAAGCGUCCAAAGACAGGGCAGCAAGUUUGCAAAGAAUGCUUUUUCACCGUAUUUGAGACUGAAGUCCACAAUACCAUCAUACAGGGGGAUGAUGGACAAGGGAUUUUCAAGCGUGGUGAGAGGGUAGCCAUCGGGGCCAGUGGAGGGAAGGACUCGACAGUUCUGGCUCACGUCCUGAGUCUCUUGAAUCAGCGAUACGACUAUGGUCUGGAUCUUUUUCUGCUCUCCAUCGAUGAAGGCAUCACUGGGUAUCGCGAUGACUCCCUCGAGACCGUCAAGCAGAAUCAAGUCGAGUACGGACUCCCUUUGAAGAUCUUAUCAUAUGAUGAGUUGUAUGGAUGGACUAUGGAUCGUAUUGUUCAGCAGGUGGGGAAGAAGAACAACUGUACAUUUUGUGGUGUUUUCAGACGGCAAGCAUUGGAUCGAGGGGCAGCACAGUUGGACAUUGAUCAUAUCGUCACCGGUCAUAAUGCCGACGACAUCGCGGAAACGGUCCUGAUGAAUAUCAUGCGCGGUGAUAUCGCUCGUCUUGGCAGAUGUACCGCCGUCACUACUCGAUCGGAAGAUACAAUGAGACGAUCAAAGCCUUUCAAGUAUGCCUACGAAAAGGAGAUUGUCAUGUAUGCCUACUUCAAGAAAUUGACAUACUUCUCCACCGAGUGUAUCUACUCACCGGAUGCGUAUCGUGGGCAUGCUAGGGUGUUUCUGAAAGACCUGGAAGCUAUCCGACCCAGCGCUAUCAUUGAUAUCAUCCAUUCUGGCGAGACGUUCAAGCUUGAACAAGCUGUCGUAAAGGGGAUGAAGCCUCUUCAAUCAUGCGCUCGAUGCGGGUACAUGUCAUCGAACACGAUUUGCAAAGCUUGUGCUUUGCUGCAGGGCCUCGAGGCUGGGUUGGAUAGAUCGGCUUUGAAACAAUCGCAAGACGAGACUUCUGUGCUUCCAGACGGGCAGCGCAUGAUACCAAAGUAUGAGCGGCUGCGUCGGGAUGUCUCCAAGUCAGCGAGCCAGAUAGAUGGGCUUGAGAAGCCUCUGAAAGGCAUGGCAAUAUCAUGAUUGAUA
This is a messenger RNA of Kockovaella imperatae, 1187 nucleotides long. RefSeq names its product putative cytoplasmic tRNA 2-thiolation protein 1. The record is from RefSeq and is a predicted model, not a curated record. Gene Ontology annotation, biological process: tRNA wobble position uridine thiolation. Gene Ontology annotation, molecular function: tRNA binding. Gene Ontology annotation, cellular component: mitochondrion; cytosolic tRNA wobble base thiouridylase complex. Lineage: Eukaryota; Fungi; Basidiomycota; Tremellomycetes; Tremellales; Cuniculitremaceae. Bases 42 to 1181 code for a protein of 379 amino acids. The transcript is spliced from 10 exons.